Puccinia triticina is the source of this 465-nucleotide messenger RNA. RefSeq lists its product as uncharacterized. The record is from RefSeq and is a predicted model, not a curated record. The transcript is spliced from 3 exons. Lineage: Eukaryota; Fungi; Basidiomycota; Pucciniomycetes; Pucciniales; Pucciniaceae. The coding region runs from base 1 to 465 and encodes 154 amino acids.
AUGGUCCGGCAAUCCUCAGAUUCACGUUGUUCAAUCAACCAAAUUGGUCCAAAUAUUCAGUCAAAAAAGCAAAAGGAUCCUCAAUCUGAUUCCAAAGGUGGCUCCCCAAGUGCACCUGUUUCUCGAAAUAAAAAGGCCAAGACAACUACGAAUAAAAAUCCGGAAGCAUCCCAGUCCUCCGUGAAAAGUACAGCCGAAACGUCUAAGAAUAAGCAGCCGGUGAUUGAUCUUGCUCAAGACUCCGAUGGCGAAAAUUCUAAAGCUCGGAAGAAAGGAAGGGACAGCACCUAUGACAAACCACUGCUGUUUUUUGGUGCUCCUUACCGUCUCCCAAACGAUAGCGCCGAUGAAGGACCACGAACGUAUGACUGCUUGUGGUGUAAGAAGCCUAUCCGAGUCUCCCGGGGUACCUUGUCGAAUCUAAAAACCCACCGUGACGGAUCUUCUCAAGAAGGAAGUGGAUGA